Molecule: messenger RNA, 1875 nt
Organism: Penicillium canariense
Lineage: Eukaryota; Fungi; Ascomycota; Eurotiomycetes; Eurotiales; Aspergillaceae
Product: putative glucan 1,4-alpha-glucosidase
Exons: 6
Coding region: 1-1875 (624 amino acids)
Biological process (GO): polysaccharide catabolic process
Cellular component (GO): fungal-type vacuole
Molecular function (GO): glucan 1,4-alpha-glucosidase activity; starch binding
Source: RefSeq, a predicted model, not a curated record
AUGGCGUCUCAUUUCUGGACUACGCUGUGUGCGCUGGCCCUGGGCCACGCGGUCAUAGCAGCACCACAGCUGGAGCCUCGCGCGACCGCCAGCCUGGAUACCUGGCUGGCAUCAGAGACAUCAGUUGCGCGACAGGGUAUUCUUGAUAACAUCGGCUCCAGUGGUGCUUAUGCUGCGAGUGCAGACCCUGGCAUUAUCAUUGCAAGUCCUAGCACCAGCAGUCCCGAUUACUACUAUACCUGGACGCGCGACUCGGCCUUGACAAUGAAGGUCUUGAUCGACCAGUUCAAAAACGGCGACACCGACCUACUAGGUGUGAUCGAAGAGUACAUCAGCUCUCAGGCGUAUAUCCAGACUGUUUCCAACCCGUCGGGCACGCUCUCGACCGGCGGAUUGGGUGAGCCCAAGUUCUAUGUCGACGAGACUGCCUACACCGGCUCUUGGGGGCGUCCUCAGCGUGAUGGACCUGCUCUUCGAGCUACUGCGCUGAUCGCCUUUGGCCAGUGGUUGAUUAAGCUCAUUCAGGACAACGGUUAUACUACCCAAGCAACCAAUAUUGUGUGGCCCAUUGUGCGCAACGACCUUUCCUAUGUGACUCAGUACUGGAAUAGCUCGGGAUACGAUCUCUGGGAAGAAGUCAGUGGCGAGUCAUUUUUCACUACUGCAGUUCAGCACCGGGCCUUGGUUGAAGGAAGUAAAUUUGCGAGCCAAGUGGGCUCUUCCUGCUCAUUCUGCGACUUGCAAGCACCUCAGGUUCUCUGCUUCCUGCAAUCAUUCUGGACUGGAACAUACACCCUGGCCAACUUUGGCAGCAGCCGGACCGGAAAAGAUGCCAACACGCUCUUGGGGACUAUUCACACAUUCGAUCCAGAGGCUAGUUGUGAUGACACGACCUUCCAACCCUGCUCAGCUCGGGCAUUGGCCAAUCACAAGGUAGUCACCGAUUCCUUCCGCUCUGUCUACACCAUCAACAGUGGCAUUUCGUCAGGUGUCGCUGUUGCGGUCGGGCGGUACCCCGAGGACUCAUACUAUAAUGGUAACCCCUGGUAUCUAUGCACAAUGGCUGCUGCGGAGCUUUUAUACGAUGCGCUGUAUCAGUGGAACCAGAUUGGUUCCCUGACCAUCAACUCCGUCUCUUUGGCUUUCUUCCAGGACCUCUACAGCUCCGCGGCUACUGGAACGUAUUCCUCAUCCAGCGCAACUUACUCCACGAUUGUCAGCGCGGUCAAGUCUUAUGCCGAUGGAUACAUGAGCAUUGUGGAAGAGUAUGCCAUGAGCAAUGGAUCCAUGUCGGAGCAAUUCUCCAAGUCCGAUGGCUCACCCCUCUCGGCGCGUGACUUAACCUGGUCUUAUGCGGCCCUCUUCCUGGGGGAGACCUCCGCUAGCAGCGUCCCGGCAACGUGCAGCUCAACAUCCGCCACGGGUACCUACAGCACUGCGACCUCCACAUCCUGGCCGGCUACUUUGACUAGCGGGUCUGGGACGACCACUACAACUGGUGCUACCACGACUACAUCUAAGUCCACUUCGACUACCUCGACUACGUCCUGUACCACUCCAACUGCUGUGGCGGUGACAUUUGACCUUAUUGCGACAACCACAUACGGCGAGAACAUCAAGAUCGCAGGUUCUAUCAGCCAACUGGGCAGCUGGGAUACUAGCGAUGCAGUUGCGCUGAGCGCCUCCCAAUAUACGUCGACCAACAAUCUCUGGUUUGUGACCAUCAGCUUACCUGCUGGUACUUCCUUCGAGUACAAGUACAUCCGAGUCGAGAGCGAUGGAACCAUCGAAUGGGAAAGUGACCCGAACCGCUCGUACACUGUUCCUGCGGCUUGUGCGACGACUGCUGUGACAGAGAGCGAUACCUGGAAGUAA